Molecule: messenger RNA, 3585 nt
Organism: Colletotrichum scovillei
Lineage: Eukaryota; Fungi; Ascomycota; Sordariomycetes; Glomerellales; Glomerellaceae
Product: WSC domain-containing protein
Exons: 2
Coding region: 1-3585 (1194 amino acids)
Cellular component (GO): plasma membrane
Source: RefSeq, a predicted model, not a curated record
AUGCGGCUCCCUGGGCCCUCGAUGCCCUCACAACGCCAAAGUCAGACAGCAGCCGGCAUUGCCCUCGUCAUCUUGGCCCUCUUCACAGCCUUUGCUGUGACCCAGGCUGUCCGACCAUCCCAGGACGAGUCAACCCUCUCCCAGAAGGACAAUAUCGUCCAGGCCAGGCAAUUCCUUCCAUGGAUCAUUGGCGGUGGUCAAACUACCACCAUUGCGAAUCCUGCUCAACCCGCCAUCGCUACUCCUCUCCCUGCGGUUGCACCACCCACUCCCAAUAACCAACAACAGCAAGGUCCUCUUGGCGGCGUCAUUCCUCAAGUUGGUCAUGUUAUUCCCAGUCUGCUAGCUUCUUUGACUUCAGCACUUGCGGCGGUGGUAACUCCGGUUCCAUCCAUCAUCAACCCUGGAAAUGUCGUACCGGUUGUCACCAAUGUUGUACCCGCGCCGGUUGAGUCCAUACUCCAGCCUGGCGGCGGCCCCGUUAUCCCAACCGCCAUCCCCAACGUUGAAGGAUCCAAUGGUGGACUCCUGCCUCCGAUUCAGAGUGCAGUCAACAGCAUCGUCGGUGCUGGUGGCUCCGCUGUACCUCUGCCUACCGGGGCUGGACUGCCUGUGCCUCUUCCGACACAAGUCGUUGGCGGCAUCCCGGUCUCUGAAGUCACUGCGGCUAUUGGAAACGGCGCCUCCAUCAUCACCAACAUCCCAGAAGUGCUUGUCAGCGUUGUAUCCUCCAUCGUCGGCCAUAUUCCUUCGGCUGUUAACAAUCUUCCCUCGGCAAUUCCCGUAUCUGACGUCGUCGGUGCUACCGAAGUCGUCCCAGGUCUAUCGUCUUUAGUAGAAAGUGUUCUGCAGUCAGCUUCAGUCAUUAUGCCGCUUCCGACAACAGCUCCUCAACUCCCUGAAGACUUGCCUACCGACGGAAAUCUUUGCACUGGAGUCCUGUAUCAGAGCUGGAUUCCUACUUUCAUUGCUGUUCCUUGCCCGGGAAAGUCUUCUUCUCCCGCCACGUCGGCGGCACCUUUGUCUAACGCCCCAGCUUCGAAUUCUGCAGUCGUCCCAGCAAACCCUCCUGUAUCUUCUCAAGUCGGACUUUUCACUCCUGCAGCAACUCCGACAGCUGGACCUUCGCAGACGCCCUCAACAGCAUCGUCUCCGGCUGGUGGCGCAACUGCUAUACCUCCUGCCAGCAAUCCUUCGACGCAAGGUGGAGCCGGAGGCCCUGGCAACAAUGGCCGACCACAGAAUACUGCUCCAGCAGGUCAGCCUCAAUCACCUGUGCAAUCUUUGAAUCCGGUAGAUCCUAAGCCAGCCAACCCUUCAACUGCUGCCACUCAAGCCCCCAACCAGGGAAGUGGUGGUGCAGGAGGUCCGUCACCGGCACCAGCUCCCGCAGCCAGCCCCCUAACGACGUUGACUGUCGCUGCCGGAUCACCUGUCUCCAGUCCAAACGGCGUGCCAGCCAACGACGGAAACGGCCAGAACCCUUCUCCGACCUCUCAGACAGGCGGCUCGGUCUUCGGAGUUGACGAGGGACAAGAUCCUUCCUCUGGAAACAGCAUACCACCAGGCACACCAGUCAUCCCCAUUUCCGAUUGCCCUGCCGUUGUCCAAUGCCCUGCAUGCCCGGCUUCCCCAGCAAAGCCUCCUUCCGGCUCAUGUCCUUGCCCUGGUCGAGGCUACUCUUGUUCAGAGUGUCUCAAUGGAUGGUUUUGUCCCCCAGAGAAAACCCCAAUGCUGCCAGCGCCUUGCGGAAUGGGGUGGCCUUGCUACCAUUGCAAAGGUGGCUGGUACUGCGCUCCCGACAACAACAACAUGGCACCCGCUGCUGCAAACGAUCCUCCUGUCGUUGUGAUCAAGACUGUAACAGCUUUUGUCGCUCCCCAACCCACUGGAGUUGGCAAUGGUGGCACCGGAGACGGUAGCAACAACAACGGUUCUGGCAACGGUGGUAAUGGCAACGGGGGCAACGGUAACGGAGCGCCUGGCAAUGGUGACCCUGGCGCUGGCAAUGGUGGCUCUCCGGCUACAUCUACGCCUUGCACGACGGCAAGCAAUGGUCAGUUCACCGGCCCUCCGGGAAAUGGUGCCGGCUCGGCCCCCAAACCCAGCCCGGACAACUCUGGCAGCGGCAAUGGCAAUGGCAAUGGCAAUGGUAACGGCAACGGGAACGGCAACAACGAUCAUGGCAGCGGCAACGCAGGCAACGGUAAUCCUGGCAACCCCGCAUCAACGCCUUGCACAACCACCGGCGGCCAACCCACGGGUUCAUCUGGGUCUGAUGGUGGCUCUGGAGAUGGUUCUGGAACUAGUGGCCCUGCAAACGUCCCCGAACCACCGGCUACAUCUCCUGCUCCCCCUCCCUCCAAUCCAAACCCUCCAGCCAGCCCUGGCCAACCUCCCAGUCCUGUCUCCCCGGCACCUAACGGAAAUCCUCCAGCUGGUUACGGCAAUUCCCCUGCGAACCCUGCCAACGGCAACCCAGAUAAUAGAUCUGGUAACGGCUCAGGCUCAGGUGCACCAAGCGGCAACGGAGCACCUGGCAACACCGGCACUUCAAUUCCAGGACCCGGCAGCAACGCAGGCGCAGGAUCUGGCAAUGGAUUUCCGGAUAGCAGUGAAUCUCAACCCGCUCCUGAGGUUACUGGCUGGGAGUAUCUUGGAUGUUUCAAGGACUCUGCCGUUCGAACGCUCGAUGGCGACCCAUCCAUCUAUUUCACAGGGAGCAUGUCAAAUGAGAAGUGCAUCGCACACUGUGGCUCGAUGGGGUUCCAGCUCGCCGGCACGGAGUACGGCAAGGAGUGUUGGUGUGGGACUGCGUUCCAGCUGGCCGUACGCAUCCCGGAAGAGCAGUGCAACGAAGUUUGCGAUGGCAAGUCAAACGACAUCUGUGGAGGUGAUUGGGCUGUCACCGUUUACAGUAAAACCGGCCGGGCGUUGAGCUUGCCGUCCGAUGACGAUGUUGCCAAUGGCGCCGGUGGUGGCAACGGUAACGGCAAUGGCAACGGCAACAGUGGAUCCGGCACCGGAAACAAUGGAGGUGCCGGCAACCCACCAUCUGCCCCCCAGAAUCCUGCCCCGGGACCUCCUGCAGGACCUCCUGCCGCACCGCCGGCAUCACCCCCUCAGACACCAGGUCAAGCUCAGCCUCCACCACCUCCGGCAGGAAAUCCUCAAGACAGCAGCACUCCUCCCGUAUCUCCAAACCCUGCACCACAGCCUCAGAUCGACAUUGCUUCUCUCAUCCAGAGCAUCAUCAAUGCGCUGCCCAAGAGCAGCCCUGAUGGUGCGUACGGCAGCAGUCUGGGAGCAAGGGACUCUGGGGCGUCUGGCAGCAAUGGACCCGCGCUUCCUGUCAACUCUGCUGUUCCCGAUAACAAUGCAGGAGGUUCGCCGAUGAUGGGUCCGGGUCCAAUCAACCCUAUGGAAGGACUCAGCCGCUAUGGUGACGAAAAGAAGGUGAUGCCAAGCCGGAACAUGAAGCGCAGCAGUAUCAUAGGGCGGCGAGCGGCCGCGAGGUUUGACGGUAUUGUCUGCGUUGGAGAAGAUGAGAAUGAUGGUGAUUGCUUGGCGAAGGCUGAAGUUUAG